Malaclemys terrapin pileata is the source of this 5285-nucleotide messenger RNA. Its product is annotated as zinc finger protein 501-like. Lineage: Eukaryota; Metazoa; Chordata; Testudines; Emydidae. Gene Ontology annotation, biological process: regulation of DNA-templated transcription. The record is from RefSeq and is a predicted model, not a curated record. The transcript has 3 exons. Bases 1985 to 3391 code for a protein of 468 amino acids.
UCAUGACCAUUUUAUUAGAUUUAACUCAUGUUUAAAAUCAUCACACAAAUUACAGUUGGCUACUCAAGCCUUCUAUGAAGCACUACAUCUACAUCCUUCUUGGUUUCUUGUUAUAAUUUUGCACAACUCUGUUAAUGAACUUCUUGAAUGCAACGUGUUCAUCUUUGGUAGCUUCUUGUGUGUCCGGUACUUCCAUUCCUUCAAUUGAUAUGCUCAAUAGUUCAUUCACAUGAUCAGGCAGAAGGCGACGUCUUUCAGAACACAAAAUUCUAUUUAAUGAUGAAAAAGAACGUUCAGCCAUAGCUGUUGUGACUUGGAGUAGCAAGAGAUAAAUUCCUCCUUCUUUCAUCCCAGGAAACAGAACACAAAGAUCGGGUCGAGCCACUAGCGAUGAUAAAAAAGAAGUUGAAGUCAAAUCUUCAUUCAUUCCUCGUAUGAUAUUCCACUCUGUGUUCAAAUUCUCUAUUCUGUCCUGAUCACAUGACAACCCCAUUGCUGGUAGUGCCUCACUCCACUCAACUGUCGUUGUUUUAUAGGACAGGCAUCUGUAAAACCUACGUAGAGGUUGAGUAGAAUCUAGAAGUCGCUGUUGUAGAUUUUUAAGAAUCAAGUCUGUGUAUUUUUUCAGUUGUCUUAAACACUUCUUGUCCUCUUCACUUAAGGAUUCAAUAUAAAUGCCUUCAUUAGUCAACUUCUGGACUGAAGUCUUUGCUUCUUCCAUUACUUUUUUAACGGAUUGCUCUCUGAUUGAUCCACAUAUAGCUUCUAUUGCUGGACAAAGAUCUACUACUGUUGUAGCAGAUGCCUGGAUGGCAUUGUGUAAUGACCCAAGUGGUUUCAACAGUAGACUUACAAGAGAGUGAAUGGCAAUAGUCUUCUCUGAACGUAGUAGCAAAAGUAAUCCACCAGCCUCACUACUUAGAUCCAUCCCAGCUUGGUAGAUACUUUCCAAAGCCAGUAAUAACGGCUGGAGUAAUUUUAAGACAACAGCCAAGGACCGCUCAUGAGAAAGCCAGAGGGUUUCCCCAGGUUGGACUAAUUUGAACUUCAGUCUCAGUGUAUCUUCUAUAUUUUCCAAGAUAUUCAGUCUUUUUGGACUCUUGCUGAAAAAAGAAUAUAAUGAAGACUUUACAUUUAUAACUUUUUAAAUGUCUUUUGAAGAUUCUGCAGCUCCUACUAGUGCUAGUUGGAGUAGAUGGCCUCUGCAGUGUGUCUAGGAGAGAUCAGGGUUACACUUUUCUCUGAGCAAAGCUUGUACUCCACCAUGUCUUCCAGAGAAGUUUGCAGCGCCAUCAAAUGCACAAGCAGCCAUCUGUUUGGGGUCCAGUUGACAAGCAUUUAACUCUUCUAAGAUGUGGAUUGUAACAGAUGCAGCCGAUGUGUCUUCUAGAACUUGAACAUCUGCCAUUGCAGCAGCAGUAGAUGCAUUUCUAGGCUGGGGGCUCUGCCCUGGGAGAGGCUCCUGGGGAGCAGCGGGAAGGGCCCUGCUGGAGAUUCCCCUCUCCCGGCUGCAGCCCGGGCUCCGGGCUCCCAGCACCAGCCGCGGGGGCGCGGGGAUCUUGUAGGGAACCUGGAAUCCACCAGCAACAAAGCGUUACGGUAGCGAGGGCAAUUCACUUCCGUGCCCAGCUCCCUCCUGGGUCCUAGCGCUAGACCCGUUGCUCUGCAGCCCCUGCCCCUGGGGCAGCCCGGCCCAGCACCCGGCGGGGUUCAGACACGUGUAGGGCUGGAGGGGACCUCGACUGAGCAUCCCCCGUCCCUAGGAGCCCAGCAGCGAAUUGCGCGGGGCCCGGUUUGUGUUACAGUCAGAGCCUGCCCGGCUCGGCCUCUGUUUACCUUCCCGGGUCAGAUCCUCCAUUGGGAGCCGGGAGCCCGGGCGGAGCCGCUGCUGCUCCCCGGCGGGGUCCGUGCGGGGCGAGACCGGCACUAACCCCCCUCCCGCCCCGGGCUCUGCCCGCCCCAGCCCCCGAGCCGGAGCCUGCAGAUGCCAGUGACCUUCGAGGAGGUGGCUGUGUAUUUCACCGAGGGGCAGGGGGCUUUGCUGGACCCCGCUCAGAGAGCCCUCUACAGGGACGUCAUGCAGGAGAACUACGAGACGGUGACCUCGCUGGGAGGUGCUGGAAUGGUGAAUGAGAAGGAGAAUCCACAGCGGGAAGGUGGUGAGGACGUGGGUCUGCAGGGAAUGGUAUUGGGAAGAUCCAAGGGGAAUUUUUACCAGAAUCAUAAACCAGGAAAAACGUGCGAAAACCAGCGCAGGUCGGAGAGGCUGCUGGGAUACGACCCAGGGAAGAAAACGUGUGAAACCAUAAAGCAUGGUGGAGAUUGUGAGGAUCUCAAGGAAACCACAGCCCAGCAGAGAAUCCCCACAGAAGAGAGAAAAAACACAUGCAGCGAGUGUGGGAAAAGUUUUAUGCGGAGAUCACAUCUUAUUUCCCAUCAGAGGAUCCACACUGGAGAGAAACCAUAUAAGUGCCUUGUCUGUGCGAAAGGUUUCAGUCAGACCGCAAACCUUAUUUCCCAUCAGAGGAUCCACACGGGAGAGAAACCCUAUAAAUGUCUUGAUUGUGGGAAAGGUUUCAAUCAGGGUUCGCAUCUUAUUAGGCAUGAGAGAACCCACACGGGCGAGCAACCUUAUAAAUGUCUUGACUGUGGGAAAGGUUUCAUUCAGAGCUCACAUCUUAUUAGGCAUGAGAGAACCCACACGGGUGAGAAACCGUAUAAAUGCCUGGAGUGCGGGAAAAGCUUUGUUCUGAGCUCAGAUCUUAUUUCACAUCAGAGUAGCCACAUGGGAGAAAAACCCUAUAAAUGCCUACACUGUGGGGAAAGUUUUGAUUGGAACAUGCAGCUUGUUAGACAUCAGAAGCAGCACACGGGUGAGAAACCCUACAAAUGCUUGGAUUGCGGGAAAGCAUUUAGUGACAGUUCUGCCCUUAUUAUUCAUCAGAGAGUCCACACAGGAGAGAAACCCUAUAAAUGCCUCGACUGUGGGAGAAGAUUCAAUCGGAGCGCGCACCUUACUAGACACAAGAGAACCCACACGGGAGAUAAACCCUAUAAGUGUCCAGACUGUGGGAAAAGCUUCAAUCAGAGCGCGUACCUCAUUUCACAUCAGAGAACUCACACAGGAGAGAAACCCUAUAAAUGCCUUGAGUGUGGGAAAAGAUUCAGCUGGAGUUCCAAUCUGAUUUCACAUCAAAGAACUCACACAGGAGAGAGACCGUAUAAGUGCCUGGACUGUGGGAAAAGGUUUAUUGACAACUCUGCCCGUAUUAAACAUCACAAAAUCCAUACAGGAGAGAAGCCCUAUAAAUGCCUCGACUGUGGGAAAAGUUUCAGUCGGAGAUCAACUCAUGUUCGACAUCAGAGAAUCCACACAGGAGAGAAACCUUGAAUGUUGGAGACGCUUCAGCUGGGGUCAGCUUGUAUCAGGCAUUAGGAAAUCCAUACAGGGAAUAGACCUCUUAAAUAUCUUUAACUUGGAAAAUGUUUCAAGUGGAAUUGACAUUGGAGACUCCACACAGGAGAGAAAUUCUAUCAGUUCCAUCACUAGGACUGGCUUUAUUUUAUUUUAUUUUUUUUUUUUUUUAAAUCCAAUUCCCCUGCAGAUGUCUUUGAUUUCAUUCAUGCUAAAUCAGACUCAUGAGGGCUGGAGAUUUAAGUGUCACAGACCUGGACGAGAAAUUCAAAUGAAUCCCCCACACCCUGUGAUCGUUCUGAGCUUAAAUCCCAAUGUACACAUACUGGUAUCUUUCCUACCAACCUCCGAUUAUUUGCAGACUGUAGUUUUGGUUUUCUCCUUUCAUUAGGAUGAUGUUAAAACUUUUGUAACUAAUGUGACCGUGUAAGAAGGCUCCAAACAGGGCAGGUGUAGAGAGUUCAGAGGAGAACAUGGGUAGGUCCGUUCUCCUGAUUUUGAAUCAUCUGAAACAAGCUCUGGGAUGUUGAUUAUUAUGAAACCGCGAGUGUCUUAUAGUCCACCCUGUAUUGUGACCUAUUUGGAAUCAUAGAAUAUCAGGGUUGGAAGGGACCUUAGGAGGUCAUCUAGGCCAACACCCUGCUCAAAGCAGGACCAAUCUCAAGACAGAUUUUUGCCCCAGAUCCCUAAAUGGCCCCCUCAAGGAUUGAACUCACAACCCUGGGUUUAGCAGGCUAGUGCUCAAACCACUGAGCUAUUUGCUGAAGGCCAUUUGGUCACCUCGUAAGAUAUUAGUUUUGUUUUACAGGAUGUAGUGCAGGUUUAUUGGGGACGCCAUAAGACAAAUGACCACUUGCUAGAACACUGUCUUAUUUUAUUGGUACCAUUUUAUGACCCCUUGCCAUGAGACCUUAGUGUUGUUUGAACAAUGAUUAUUAUACAUCACCAUCAGCGCAAACACCGAUGGGGGCCAGUGUGAGAGUCGCAGGCCGAGAGGCAGAGACUGAAACAGGGAAGGAAGUUCCUGCUGGAUCCCUGCAGUGAUGGGAGAUACGGUCGGGAGAGAGAUAAAGGGCUGGGAAACUGCAGGGUUUUCUCUGGGGAGCCAGACAGAAAAGGCUGAGAAUUGUUAACUUGCUGCACUAUAGCCGGAGAGAGACAGGAACUAGUUUGUGAUCACUGGGUGAAACUGUCCCUGAAUCCUAAAGGGCUACAAAUGACGCUGCUUGUGUGGAGUUGCUGGUUGCAUCAGUGAUUCCUGGGUGAACAAGGCUGAGCAGAGAUAGGAAGGAAACUAGGGAAAUCAACAGGCCUGGCCGGCCCUGAGGCCAGCUGACGUCCAUCGCUGCGACUGGAGGGCAAUGAGGAGUCUGUGAACCACGAUGGUCACCGCUAUCCCCCUCCACAGCAUCCUUUAUUGGGACGACGGAGACUCUCUCUGUCACACUCACCACAUGCACGUCAAGGACGUCCCGUCCUCAGCCGGGAUUGGCAAUGCCGCACCGUUCUCCGGCUCCCGUUAACCCGAGCUCCCUGGCUUUCCUGCUCUCACAGCAUUUGCUUCUCUGUGACUGAAUCCCGGCGUCUCUAAUGGAUCCUUUUCUGCCUUUUUCUGCCCACUGUACAACGUUGCUACGUUGCUGAUGCCUGCGGGAGCCGGGAGCAGCACCGGGCUGGGCUGGGGCUGAAAUGCUUUGCGCUGAGCUGGGCUCUGGGUGUGAGGAGGAGAUUUUAGCUUUUAUUUUUGGCUUGGAAAGAAUAAAGUCGAAUUUAGUUUCUCAAACUCCUUUGUCGUGAGUCAUGAGUAAAAAUGGCCUUUAAUGGACUCGGAGUGCACCUGGGAAUCUUCUUUGAGGCUUUAUUUCCCCAA